AUGACACAACACGACGGCCAGAGCCGCAGAACAACUCGACGCUUGAUCAUCAUCGUCGCCAUGGUCAGUGCCGUUAUUUCUGCCCUUGGUACCGUUAUUACCCACAAUCUUCUUCCAUUAUCUUCAAAUAGAGGUGCUUCGCGACAAGAACUUCUUCCAUCCUUGAACGUUCCGCCUCUCGGAAACCUUCUUCGAACUUACGUGGGCGGAGGUGCUUACUUUGAUCGAGACAUGAACGCCAGCCACGAAGCCUGGAUGUCAUUGUUUCCUCCGGGAAUGGGUUACGUUACCAUGGACAAUAUAAAAGCCGCAGGAGAUAUUCCUCGGAUCGUACAAGAUAUGAGCACGGAUGGAUCAGGGCGCUUCUGUGUUGCCGCGUUUCAUCAACUCCAUUGUCUCUUUCUCAUUUACGCCGACUUUCGCCGCGCCCUGACUGGUAAGCUCUCACAUGACGAAGCCCAGAAAUUGCAUGACGCGCAUUCUUUACACUGCUUUGAUUAUCUCCGAGAAAGCAUUCUAUGCGCCGCAGACAGUGCCCUUGAGCCCUUUCGCUCUCCGUUUGAUGGAGGUACUAAAGGUAAUGGGGUCGAUGGCUUUGGCACUGUGCAUCAGUGUAGGGAUUUCAAACAGCUGUAUGAGUGGAGUGAGAAAUUUCGGUAUAGUAAUGGGCAUGACGCUGAGAAGUUUGAGGGCUGA
Messenger RNA from Trichoderma harzianum CBS 226.95, 696 nucleotides. RefSeq lists its product as hypothetical. The transcript has 3 exons. NCBI's taxonomy places the organism in Eukaryota, Fungi, Ascomycota, Sordariomycetes, Hypocreales, Hypocreaceae. Bases 1 to 696 code for a protein of 231 amino acids. Gene Ontology annotation, biological process: mycotoxin biosynthetic process. The record is from RefSeq and is a predicted model, not a curated record.